Molecule: messenger RNA, 1923 nt
Organism: Lathyrus sativus (Indian pea)
Lineage: Eukaryota; Viridiplantae; Streptophyta; Magnoliopsida; Fabales; Fabaceae
Source: the annotation of a GenBank genome assembly
AUGACAGGUACUGCAAAUGUACACAACCGGUAUAGAAAACCAAUCUUCAAAUCCUACAACUGUAUUAUGGAUUUUGAAGGAUAUAGUGCACUGGUAGAGAAAAAUUGGAACAUCCCAAUCGCAGGAAAUCCAAUGUUUAUCUUGUGGAACAAGCUUAUGCGAUUACAACCGGCUUUGCGUAAUUUCAGUAAACCAGCCCGGCAUAAUGACCAGCAGCUUAUUCAAGCUAGAAACCGACUUAACACAGCACAAUCCUCCCUUGAGGCCGACCCGAUGAAUGCUACGAUAUUAACUCGAAUUAAGGAGCAGAAACUAGAGAUUCUAAAACUAGAGGAACUAGAGAAAAAUAUACUGAGACAGAAAUCAAAACUGGAUUGGCUUAAGUGGGGUGAUGGCAACAACUCGUACUUCCACGCAUCCGUAAAAUCCAAAAACAAUUCAAAGAACAUAUCACACCUCACCAAAGAGGAUGGCACAGUAUUGACAGUACAAGCUGAUAUUGAAAAUGAAGUCUUAGAUUAUUAUAAGAACUUGUUAGGCACUGCUGACAGCACAAUUCGUCAUAUUGAUGUCGCCGCCAUGAGAGAUGGACCACAGUUAAACAUGGAUCAACGACUGUCCCUCUUGGCACCUAUAACAGAACAGGAAAUUCAUACGGCACUUAAAGGUAUUAGGGACUUGAAAUCACCGAGAAUUGAUGGUUACGGAGCCUGUUUCUUCAAAGGUAGCUGGGAAACCAUUAAAUUUGAUGUGGUAACAGCAGUACAAGAUUUUUUCCGCCAUGAUCGCCUAUUUAAAGCAUUUAACGGUAUUGUGGUGACGCUUAUUCCGAAACACUAUGACGCUCAAUCCAUUAAAGACUACAGGCCAAUAGCAGGGUGUACCACUGUCUAUAAAAUAAUCUCAAAAAUACUUACUACAAGAUUGGGUAAUGUUAUAGGUGAUAUUGUCCAUAAUUCGCAAGCUGCAUUUGUACCGGGUCAACAGAUCCACAAUCACAUCCUACUAGCGUAUGAACUUAUUAAGGGGUAUACCAGGAAAGGAGGCACCCCGCGAUGUAUGCUUCAAAUUGAUCUUCAAAAAGCUUAUGAUAUGGUAAAUUGGGAUGCUCUGGAGUGUAUUAUGAAGGAAAUUGGAAUUCCAACCCAAUUUAGUAGAUGGAUAAUGAUUACUGUCACUUCUGUUACUUAUAAAUUCAACAUUAACGAGUAUCAUACAAAAACUAUCCAAGCGAAGCGGGGACUCAGGCAAGGGGACCCUAUCUCCCCUAUAUUAUUUGUUAUUAUAAUGGAAUAUCUCAAUAGGUGCUUUCGCAAAAUGCAGAAGAAUCCCAAUUUCAACCAUCACGCUAAGUGUGAGAAAUUACAUAUUACUAAUCUCUCUUUUGCAGAUGAUCUACUGCUUUUUUCUAGAGGAGACUGUAUGUCGGUGGAGCUGCUUAUGGAGGCUUUUAACGGUUUCUCGGAUUCCACUGGUCUCAAAUUAAACCCGGCAAAAUGCAAAAUCUAUUUUGGUGGGGUGGAUGCGGAUACAAAGCAGAACAUCAUUAACAUUACCAAUUUCCGGGAGGGUCCUUUCCCCUUCAGGUAUCUGGGAGUCCCUCUAACCUCUAAAAAAUUAUCUAUCCAUCACUAUAUGCCGUUGAUUGACAAGAUUAUGAGUCGAAUUAAUCAUUGGAGUGCUAAACUCCUUAGUUAUGCAGGGCAUGCCCAGCUUAUAAAAAGUGUUACUUUUGCCAUUGCGAACUACUGGAUGCAAUGCUUGCCUAUUCCUAGAUCUGUUAUUCAUAAAAUUGAAGCUAUGUGUAGAUCUUUCAUGUGGACAGGUGGAGCUGAUAUUAGUAGGAAGAGCCCUAUUGCAUGGGACAAUGUCUGUAGACCUCUGAAUUAUGGAGGCUUGGGUAUCAUUGAUCUUAAGAUCUGA